UUCACCAUCAGCAACGCAGGAUUCGCAGAAGAGGGAGGAGGACAACAAAAUGGCGCUGACCAGUUUUUUACCAGCACCAACUCAGCUGUCUCAGGACCAACUGGAAUUAGAGGAGAGAGCAAGAUCUCAAAGAGUGAGACAGACUGCAUUGGUGUCAUCACGAAGGGAACCUCCUCCUUAUGGUUAUCGGAAAGGAUGGAUACCACGAAUGUUGGAGGAUUUUGGAGAGGGAGGUGCUUUCCCAGAAAUCCAUGUUGCCCAAUAUCCUCUGGAUAUGGGCAGAAAAAAGAAAAUGUCCAAUGCAUUAGCUGUUCAGGUGGAUGCAGAAGGAAAAAUAAAAUACGAUGCUAUAGCUCGGCAAGGACAAUCAAAAGACAAGGUAAUAGGAUUCUCAAAUGUUUAUGUUUGAAGUAUAAUUUCUUGU
Messenger RNA from Python bivittatus (Burmese python), 424 nucleotides. NCBI's taxonomy places the organism in Eukaryota, Metazoa, Chordata, Lepidosauria, Squamata, Pythonidae. The record is from RefSeq and is a predicted model, not a curated record.